AUGAGCUACGCGCAUGACGAAGAGAGCGGUGGCCCUGGCGGCCGUGCUGGCCGUCACAUGAGUGUCUCCAACUAUGCCAACAAUAUGGGAGCACCAACCUAUGACACGACCAGACGAAGGUCUUCUAUUGUCCCUGCUGCAGCUGUCGCAGCACAACAAGACGAGACGGUCUUCAACCAGAAGGAUGAAACCCUUCGCAAGAUGUCUGUGGCCGUGCCCAAUCUGGCCGAGCUUUCUGCCGAUGCCAAAGCUGCCGCAGAGUUGGAACACAAGAUGGGCUUUCGCGAGGGUUGCCGACUGUAUCCCAAAGCCAUCAUGUUCUCCUUCUGUCUUUCUCUCGCCGUCAUCAUGGAGGGAUACGACACCUACCUCCUCGGCAACUUCUUCGGGUUGACCACAUUUGCUCGCAAAUAUGGGUCGCCCGCUGGGAUCGUCGACGGCGCCCAAACGUACCAGGUUUCGGCGGCAUGGCAAUCGGCACUCACCAAUGGCACAGCUGCUGCACAAAUUAUCGGCUUGUUCCUCAACGGCAUCAUCUCCGAGCGCAUCGGAUACCGCUGGACCAUGAUCGGCGCCCUGGCCUUCAUUUCUGGAUGCAUUUUCAUCACCUUCUUCGCCGUUGAUGUGAAGAUGUUGCUCGCUGGUUACGUCUUGUCCGGUCUCCCAUGGGGUGUCUUCCAAACCCUGACUACCACAUAUGCCGCCGAGGUGACUCCAGUCCCGCUGAGACCGUAUCUGACGACCUACGUCAACCUCUGCUGGGUCAUCGGCCAGCUCCUUGCUGCCGGUAUCUUGAAAGGCUUUGUGAACCAAACAGACCAGUGGGCAUACAGAGUGCCAUAUGCGAUCCAGUGGAUAUGGCCGGUUCCCAUUGGGCUGGCAGCGUUCCUUGCGCCCGAGAGCCCAUGGUGGCUUGUUCGCCACGGCAAACUGGAGCAAGCUCGCGCGGCGCUGCUCAGAUUGACCUCCAAAAAGAACACCGAAUUCAACGUCGAAGAUACGUUGGCCAUGAUGAUCCACACCAACGAGCUUGAAAUCCAGCAAACCGCUGGUACCAAUUACUGGGACUGCUUCAAGGGAGUUGACCUGCGCCGAACCGAAGUGACCUGCAUCACGUGGUUGAUUCAGCAGACCUCAGGGUCUCCCAUGAUCGGCUGGGGCACCUAUUUCAUGAUCCAAGCUGGCUUGAGCGAAAGCAAUGCAUACUCCCUCGGUGUUGGCCAGAGUGCAAUGGGUUUCCUUGGAACCGUGUUGUCUUGGUUCUUGAUGCCGCACUUCGGUCGCCGCACCUUGUAUCUCGCCGGGCAACUUGCCAUGUUCAUCAUCCUGAUGAUCAUCGGCGGGCUUGGAGUUCCGAGUCUAUCCACGUCGGUUGGCUGGGCUUCUGGUGCUUUGAUUCUCAUUCUCACCUUCAUCUACGAUUUUACGGUGGGGCCUGUCUGCUACUCGCUGGUGGCGGAACUUCCGUCCACUAGACUUCGAAUCAAGACUGUUGUCUUGUCCAGGAAUGUUUACAAUAUCAUGGGUAUUGUGGUGGGCACGCUUCAGCCUCGUAUGAUGAACCCCACCGCCUGGGGCUGGCGCGGAAAGACUUGCUUCUUCUGGGGCGGUCUUAACUUGCUGGGCUUGAUCUGGACCUAUUUCCGUCUCCCAGAACCAAAGGGCCUCACUUAUGCCGAACUUGAUGUCUUGUUUGAGAACAAAGUCUCUGCCCGUAAAUUCAGGCAAGUCAAAGUCGACCCAUACCGCUCGGACAAUCUGGUUGUUGUUCCCGACGAGUUUGGGGACUACGACGUGGUCGAGAAGAAGGGUUACUGA
Molecule: messenger RNA, 1818 nt
Organism: Fonsecaea erecta
Lineage: Eukaryota; Fungi; Ascomycota; Eurotiomycetes; Chaetothyriales; Herpotrichiellaceae
Exons: 3
Coding region: 1-1818 (605 amino acids)
Biological process (GO): transmembrane transport; carbohydrate transport
Cellular component (GO): membrane
Molecular function (GO): carbohydrate:proton symporter activity
Source: RefSeq, a predicted model, not a curated record